Messenger RNA from Salpingoeca rosetta, 1099 nucleotides. RefSeq lists its product as uncharacterized. The transcript is spliced from 8 exons. Gene Ontology annotation, biological process: glutathione metabolic process. NCBI's taxonomy places the organism in Eukaryota, Choanoflagellata, Craspedida, Salpingoecidae. Gene Ontology annotation, molecular function: glutathione transferase activity. The coding region runs from base 104 to 745 and encodes 213 amino acids. The record is from RefSeq and is a predicted model, not a curated record.
UCUUGGCGCACUGCACAACACCGACAACACAGACAACACAGACAGACACCACCACAGACAGCUCCACGCUCCCUCACAGGAACACACCAGCCUCCAGAGCAUCAUGGCACCGAAGCUGUACUACUUUGACGGGCGUCGUGGCGACGCAGAGGCCAUCCGCAUGCUGUUCAAGGACACGGGCAUCGCUUACGAGGAUGUUGGCGUGAGUGAGGAGACGUUCAAACAGAUGGACGCGGCUGGUGACCUGCUGUUUGGCCAGCUGCCCAUGGUGGACUUUGAUGGCCUGAAGCUUGUUGAGCAGCCUGCCAUCCUGGAGCACAUUGCGCAAAUGGCAGACAAAGCCGGAAAAGGCACAAACAAGUACCUUGGCGAGAACGAGAACGAGCGGUCCACAGCACGUUCCCUCUGCAGCGCGGCGUGCGACCUUCGUCGUGAAUCGCUGGCCAUGCGCAAGGAGGGUUCAAACGAUGCAAAGCGCAAGUUCAAGGCGGACGUCCUGCCAGUCUGGUUCGCUGCCCUCGACAAGCUUGCCGUCGCGUCCAACGACGAAGACAAGGGUCUCGGUGCAGGCGUGCACUUCACCUUUGGCGACAUGGCCAUCUUCGAGGCCGUCAACGCAAUCACUGUCGCCCUCAACCUGAGCGUGAUUCGCCCUUACCCAAACCUCAAGGAGUGGCACGACAAGGCGGUGCACAGGGCUGCCAUCGAAGUGCACAUCCAGGGUCGCGAUGAUGCGCCCUGGUAAGGCCCUACACCCCCCCCCCACACCCCCCACAUCCACACUUGUUUGGGCCAGUCAACCCCUCCAAGUUUAUCAUCAUCACCACCACCAUCGUCAUCCCUGAUGCGUUGUCGACCUUGCAUUCAUGUUUUCACGUGUUGUUGUGUGUGUGUGUGUGUUAUAUGUGUGUUUGUGUCUUGUGGUUUUAUUCUGUUUGGUCUUGCCUGGGUGUUUCAUUGUGUGCUGUUGUCGGUCUUGUUAUGCCUGGCGGCCUUCUUGCCUGCUUUGUCUACGCCUGUUGUAACAUCUCGAGUACAGUGCAGACACAGCGGCACACGCGACAACAUCCAUCCUCCUUUCCUCAUACAUACAUGCGAG